AUGGUAGUAGUUACUUUUGUUACAGGAAAUAAGAAUAAAUUAGCUGAAGUUCAAGCAAUAUUAGCUGAUGUAUUACCUAAUUUAAAAUCAGAAGAACUCGAUUUACCAGAAUAUCAAGGUGAACCAGAAGAAAUUUCAAAAGAAAAAGCUAAACUAGCUGCUCAACGUAUAAAUGGUCCAGUUUUAAUUGAAGAUACAUCAUUAUGUUUUAAUGCAUUACAUGGUCUUCCAGGACCAUAUAUAAAAUGGUUUUUAGAUAAAUUAGGAUAUGAUGGUUUAAAUAAAUUACUUAUUGGUUAUGAUGAUAAAACAGCAUAUGCACAAUGUGUAUUUGCAUUUUGUGCUGGACCAACAAGUGAACCAAUUAUAUUUGAUGGUCGAUGUUCAGGACGAAUUGUUGAAGCACGUGGACCAAAUAAAUUUGGUUGGGAUCCAAUAUUUCAACCAGAUAAUGAACAAGGACAACAAGGUCGUCAAACAUUUGCUGAAAUGGAUAAAACAGAAAAAAAUCGAAUUAGUCAUAGAAGUCGAUCACUUCAAUUAGUUAAAAAUUAUUUUUUACAACAUCCAGAAUAUCGUACAUAA
This is a messenger RNA of Rotaria sordida, 585 nucleotides long. The record is from the annotation of a GenBank genome assembly. Lineage: Eukaryota; Metazoa; Rotifera; Eurotatoria; Philodinida; Philodinidae.